Molecule: messenger RNA, 138 nt
Organism: Sclerotinia sclerotiorum 1980 UF-70
Lineage: Eukaryota; Fungi; Ascomycota; Leotiomycetes; Helotiales; Sclerotiniaceae
Exons: 2
Coding region: 1-138 (45 amino acids)
Source: RefSeq, a predicted model, not a curated record
AUGUAUGCAGAAUACGGAGUAGUUUACAUAGUUGCUUUCAUCGCACAAACUUGGAGUUUUCGAAAGGCAAGAACCGAGUGGCUCGUCGCCAUUGAGCAGGAAAAAAAGAACUUGGCUAAUGGUAAUGAUGCCUUCUAA